AUGCUAUGUGCACGAUUGUUCUAUGACUUUCCACAACCAAAGUUUUGGAUGCUCUCUGGAAAUUUGAUGUAUUCAAACAGAAGAAGGUUUGCUUCACGGUGCCUCGUCGAGAAUCACUCGGGAAAAGCCCCCAGGAGUCAGAGGGUUUGUUCUCCAACCCGGGCCCGCCGCGUUUAUCAUUCUGUGGGAAUAAAGGCAUGCGCCGCCGGCCCACAAGAACUUCGAAAGCAACUGCUGGACCUGGUGGAUAGCUUUGGACGGCUUGGCGGAAAGAACCAAUCGGCUGUUGAUGACAUAGAAGACGCUCUGAGCGCGCUGUUGAGCUCGCGCGGCAGCGACAGCUCUUCCAGCCUGCUGGCGAAUGACCUUGACCCAAGCCUCACAGCCGGAUGGGAAGAGCGCUUGGAGGGCCGUUGGAAUCUACGCUACUCGACAGAGGGGCCGCUUCUGCAGUUGAUGACGAAUCAAGCAUUGCCGUUCUUAUCGACGGGGCAAGUGUAUCAGCUGUUUCGCGGAGAUGGCACACUGCAGCAAGACUGUGCCGGCCGUUCUGAGCGUCGGCGUCGACUAUGUCGCUAG
Chondrus crispus (carragheen) is the source of this 579-nucleotide messenger RNA. RefSeq lists its product as hypothetical. The record is from RefSeq and is a predicted model, not a curated record. The transcript has 3 exons. Bases 1 to 579 code for a protein of 192 amino acids. NCBI's taxonomy places the organism in Eukaryota, Rhodophyta, Florideophyceae, Gigartinales, Gigartinaceae.